AUGGCAAACUCUAGCACCGUCAAUGUGUCUUCUGCGGUCAAUAUGCUUGAAGAUGUUAUACUCCUUGAUAUUGAUGGCAUUUCUCCCAUCUGGGAUACAUAUUCAUUUGAUCUUGACAUAGCGUCUCCAGGCCAAAAAAGAGUUGUCCUUCGCUUUAAAGACAUAACCCGCUUCAUUCGAUAUGAUGUCAAUAGUCUUGAUACUAUUGUUGAUAUCAUCAAGGCAGAUGACGUAGCGAGGAUGGACGACACAGUGAAGACAGAGCCAGUAAUCACCACCAUUGAUAUCAAGACGGAGGACUCAGAGGUCAUCAACAACGAGAUCAAGACAGAGGACACCAAAGCAGAGGAACUUGACGGUGUAACAUUGCUUCCAACAUGGUAG
Suillus plorans is the source of this 384-nucleotide messenger RNA. RefSeq lists its product as uncharacterized. The record is from RefSeq and is a predicted model, not a curated record. Bases 1 to 384 code for a protein of 127 amino acids. The transcript is spliced from 3 exons. Lineage: Eukaryota; Fungi; Basidiomycota; Agaricomycetes; Boletales; Suillaceae.